GCACCACCGCAUCCCGUUCACCGUUUCUGCAGGCGGCCAUGCUCAGAUGGAGAGAAUAAAACUGACAAGGCUUUCUUUUUCCUCAGAUUUAGCCACAGCUGUGUCAUUCCAGAUGUGACUGACAAGUCGUUUUAUGUCGCCCGCAUUGAGUCCUGUGCUGUUCACCUCGGAGAGACUGUGACACCAUGGCUUUGGUUAUGGAACCUAUAAGUAAAUGGACACCAAAGCAAGUGCUGGACUGGAUGAAAGGUCUGGACGACUGUCUCCAGCAGUACGUGAAGAGUUUCGAGCGGGAGCAGAUGGGGGGAGAGCAGCUGCUGCACAUCACCCAUCAGGAGCUGGAGGAGCUGGGUGUCACCAGAAUAGGACAUCAGGAGCUCAUCCUGGAAGCUGUCGACCUCCUCUGUGCUCUGAACUACGGCUUAGAGACAGAGAACCUCCGGACCUUAUCCCACAAGCUCAACGCUUCGGCUAAGAACCUCCAGAACUUCAUCCUGGGUCGGCGGAGGGGUGGACACUACGAUGGACGAGCAUCCCGGAGGUUACCAAAUGACUUCCUCACCUCAGUGGUCGAUCUGAUUGGAGCAGCCAAGAACCUGCUAGCCUGGCUCGAUAGGUCUCCGUUUGCCAGUGUGACAGAGUAUUCAUUACUGAAGAACAACAUUGUGCAGCUCUGCCUAGAAUUAACAACCAUUGUACAACAGGACUGCACUGUAUAUGAGACAGAGAAUAAGAUUCUUCAUGUGUGUAAGACCUUAGCGGGGAUAUGUGACCACAUCAUCUCUCUGUCGUCGGACUCUCUGGUCUCUCAGUCUGCCCAUCUGGAGGUGGUCCACCUUACCAGCAUCAUGCCCAAUGAAGGCUUGGGGAUGUAUAUCAAAUCGACAUAUGAUGGACUCCAUGUCAUCACAGGAACCACAGAGAAUUCUCCAGCAGACCAGUGUAAGAAGAUCCAUGCAGGGGAUGAGGUGAUCCAAGUCAACCAUCAGACAGUGGUGGGCUGGCAGCUGAAGAACCUGGUCAACGCUCUGAGAGAGGACCCAUGUGGAGUCAUCCUCACUCUGAAGAAAAGGCCCCAGAACACCCUGAGCUCCACACCGGCUCUGCUCAGGAACGUCCGCUGGAAACCCCUGGGCCUGCAGCCUGUCCCCACCAGCCCCACCAGCACCUCCCCUACACCCGGUGGACCUCUCGGGAUGUCCAAGAUGGAUGCCCCCAGCAUGCAGGACGUCUACAUCCUCUCUCCUGUCUCUGGACUGUACAGCACCAGGGAGGAGAUGGGUCUGAUGUCAUGUGACGACAUCAGCCGCUACAGCGUGAGCUCACAGUCUGGCUCCAAAGGCUCAGAGGCCGUCAGCUACUACCUGGACCAGGACAGCGGUCAGUUCUUCUCCCUGCUGGAGGGAGACGGACCCCCGGGUCCUGACUAUGACAGGGGCCGCAACACAGGGGUUCGCAGACGUGACAAGACCCCUACCCAUGGUGAUCUCAGGCCCGUUUCCAUGCCCCCUGAAUAUAACUGGAUGGCAGAGCCCAAGGAACCCAGCAUGGGCAAGAGAGGGAGCCGAGAUUCAGAUAAUUCCCUGCUGCGGUACCUCAGCGACGAUAAGAUCUUGGUGAUAGAAGAAGAGCCGGAGGGUCCAGGGAGGGAGAGCCGAAGGGAUUCCACCAGACGCUCACGGCGCAAAAGUCGCAAUCCUAGCAGCCCUAGCUUUCCUAUCAGCCCCUCCAUGCUGUCCUCCACCCUGCGCCUAGACCAACCACCUGAUGCUUUGCCUCGAGGUGCAGACACACUGCGAGCGGACACGACAGACAGGUACUCUGGCUCAGGGAGCUCAGGAGGAGCCUCCAUGAGGAAGUCUUUCCACUACACAUCUCUGAGAACAAAAACCAAAAAACGAAGUAAAGGUUCCCUCACUAGUGCCAGUCGAAGAAGAAUUUCCUGUAAGGAUCUGGGCCAUGGUGACUGUGAGGGCUGGCUGUGGAAGAAGAAGGAUGCUAAAGGCUAUUUCACCCAGAAAUGGCGGAAGUACUGGUUUAUCCUCAAAGAGUCCUGCCUCUACUGGUACACCAACCAAAACGAUGAGAAAGCUGAGGGCUUCAUCAGCCUCCCAGAGUUCAGAAUAGACAGAGCCAUAGAGUGCAGACGGAAAUUCGCCUUCAAAGCCUGUCAUCCCAAAAUCAAGAGCUUCUUCUUCGCCACAGAUUGUCUUGAGGAAAUGAACAGGUGGAUGAAUCGGCUCGGUCUUGCUGCUAUUGGCUACACGCCUGAUGACAAGGUGCCUCGCCCUGAUGAAGAUUACUGGAGUGAGAGCGAUCAGGACGAGGUUGAUGGUUCGAUGACGCUCAAACAGGAGGGACCCUCAUCACUCUGUGAUACUUACCACCGUACACCAUCAGUCAACUCCUCCAGCCCUUUUCCAGAGCCCAAGCAUGGCAGGCAUUUCUCAAGUGAGUCGACUCACUCUCACUCCUCGGCUGAGGACCAGCGUGGAGACAGCAUGGGCAUGGGGACCGGCACGGGCAGCACCAGUACACACUCAUCAGGCUGCCGCUCCUCCCAUCGUGAGCGGCGCUCCUGGCAGGACCUCAUUGAGACCCCUCUGACCAGCGCAGGCCUGCACUUCCUACAAACAGCACCAGGGGAGAGUGAAUACGGCCUAAUGGGGAGCAUGGCAGGAGAAAUGGGGCUGUACGGAGGGCUGGGAAGACAGGGUAUGUCCCCAGAGAGACGCAGACAGGCCACACUGCCCGUACGGAGACACCACGCUGCAGAGAGGGACCGAGAACGGGAUGGUCCCUUCCCUCUGGAGCGAGGUCCCCACACACACAGCCACACGCACCGACGCUCCCACAAGCAGCGCAGCCAGAGCCUACCUAGGAACAGGGACCCGAUGCCAGGAAAGCUGCUACACACCUCUGCUCAUAUGGAGGAGAGGAGCGAGGAUGAGGAAGCAGAGAGAGAGCAGGCUGCAGAUAUGCUUCAGGGUGAGGAGGAUCUGCGGGAGAUGAGAAUUGAGGGCAGAGAGAGAAGGGUGUCAGAAGGAAGGGAGCGGCGAGUAUCAGAGUGCCGGGAGCCAGAGCCCUUAGACGGGUUAGAGCAGCUUUACCGAGCCCUAGAGCAAGCCAAUGUGACAGCCCUGGGAGACCCAAGACCCUGUAGCAGGCAGGACCUUCGACGAUGUUUCACUCAAAGAGCCAGAGACCCUCUCCUCAACGACAGGCUGCACCGAGUCCGAGCCCUCCGUAGCACCUUGAAGGCCAAAGAGUCGGAGCUGGCAGUGAUCUGUGCUCUCCUGGAGGACCCCGGCCUGUGCUCGCAGACCUUCAGAGAGUGGAAGCAGUGGCACAGCGAGCUCUACUCAGACAUCUGCCAGCUCAGCCCCGGCACCAACGGCCAGGAUGACCUCUCCCCGCUGGGCGCACCUCUCAUGACCCACACACACUCUUUUAUCGAGACACACGUGUGAGAAAGGGAGCGGAAAGCAAAGACUGAACAGAAACACACAAUCACUUACUAACAGACGCAUACACAAACACACACAGAGCUUUACAUCGGCAGAAUCCUCCUGCAUCAUCACGACUCUGAGCACGACACAGACACAGGAACGCACAUUGUACGAUGUGUAAAUAUCAUAGAGGGAACAGACUGAGACCUGCGUGUAUGAACUUUUGAUAAUCCCGAGGACCCCACAGGGUGCCUAUUGCAUGCCUGAACAGAAAGCAUUAAUCUUCCUUUGUCUAUGGAACUCAGCAUAAACUCCACAUGCUUGUCAAGCAAAAUGGAAAAAAGGAGACUUUUUAACAUUUUUCAUUUCGUAUUCUCUCGUUUUUGUUUUGUCCAGUUGAUUUUCAGGGGCAGGGGGAGCUAUGUAGCAGCAAUACAGAGGAGAAUCCUUUUCACCACAGCACUGUACUACUUUUGUACUGAUGAACUUUGCACCCAGAGCCAACAGUUCUCCCCCUUUCUCUCUCUGUAUCUUUUCUUUGUCACACUGCAUAUCUUAAUUUGAAGGUGGUUUUUCCAGGCUGAUCUGACGGGACAGUGUGGGGAAUAUAAGAGCAGUGACUUUAAGACUGUGAAAGGUAGCUGGUUUAUCUAUUUAGUUGUUAAACUGAGGAAAAAAACUAAUUGAAGGAACCACUGUGCUGGCUGGAUGCACACUUUUUCAAACUGUGAACUGUUAAAAUUUUAUCUGCAGAAGGAGGCUCCUCUGAUAGCAUGGUUCAUUUGCAUUCUUUUUCACUCUUCAUCUCCACCUUUGAUUUUGUCCAAGUUUCCCCUUUGUUUUUUAUCUCUCUGUUCCUCAAAGACUUGUGUAUAUGUGUAUACUGCUGUGUAUACUGAUGUAAAUGUUUGCGUUCCACUACCACUGUGAUAUGCUUCUAGAGGUAGCGGAGGGAAGACAGAGAUUAUGUAUUUGCGUGGGUGCAAAACGUUUUUGGUUUAUUUUUUUAUCUUUAACCGUGAAUGCAAGAGCUAGAGAGUUCUUUUCAAAGGAGUCACUUACUACAAAGAAUGCACUUUCUAUAUCUCUAUAUCUCAUUGGCUGCAUCACAGGGUCUAUGUCUCAUCGGCCUCUUUAACCAUUGCUCUUCAAAAUAUCAGGUAAAAGCAUUUGCCGUCUCAUUUUCUAAAGAUUUGUGUACAGUCUACAAAUAUAUUUAAACAUAGAAGAAUAUAUAAAUCUAUUUACGUUUUGUGUCAUAGAUAUUAUGUAAAGUAUGAUGUAUUCUAUGCCAAGGUUUUGCAGUGUCCCCCUCUUCACUCUGUAGAUGCAGGGUGUUUAGCAGUUGAACAACUAGGAGGCAAAUGACAACAACCACCAUCAUUGACAGUUUGUACUGGUUUACAUCAUGGCUGACCCUUUUCCUGGUGAUGUGUUGCAUGAGAAAAGGCCUGGGACUGAUUUGACUGGACAGGGUAAAAUAUUGUGGAUCAUUUGUGUUCUUUUGUUUUUCCUUUCUCUCAUGAUUGCAAGAUUAGACUUGUAGCGCAUGAUACAUGCAAAAGUACUGUUGAAAAAUUAUUUUUAUUUAAGAGUUCAUAUUUAUUUCUUCCUUUGAUAGUGUUUGAAGACACACACUGUACAAUAGCUGAGCGCCACUCAGCUACUCGAUCUAAUGCAGAUCCUCUUUUAGCAUGCUACCAGGAGGUUUCAGUUUGUUUUGGUUUGCAAAGGAAGACUGACACAAGUCCAAAGGCUUCAGGAAUCUCACCUGAGUGAUAGCAGUACAGGUGCUUCUCAAAUGAAAGCUGUUUUUACAUUCCCUCCAAGCAUACUGUCGACACUGGGCGGACAAAGACCUCUACUCUAACCGGUCUGUAACGUCUGUGAAACUCAGAUGAACCAUUUCAUCUGCAAUAUCAGGCCAAGGACUCAACGGUGCCCCCCAGUGGUCAAGACUCUAACAGACACGCGUAGCAGCUGCUGCAUCCAGCACUAUCUGUACUUAUUCUUCAUACUUUUCUGUAAUCUUUGAGUGUAGGUUCAGGUUUUUUCAUUAUGUCACACUGUUGUGAAAUAUCAAAUGCACCCCACAGACAUGUUUUUAAAUGGUUUAUUUCCACAAAGAAUCUAAAUGAUGCAAGCACUUUCCCUGUGCCUCCCAACCCUCUCUUUGGCAACGGUGGACUGACAUAUACAGGUGAUCCUACACACACAGCUGUAGAAGAGUUUCAGUGUUAGUCUGCAGACCUAUCUACAUUUCUCAUCUGUAAUGUUAGUUUCCUUAUUUUCAACCGCUGCUCUGCCGAGCAGGCAACAUACUGUAGAUUAAGGAGUGCGAGUUACAAUUUGUAGGCACAGACUGUGUUAUCCCUCCCUGAUCUUUGUGUGUGUAGACCUGCAGAAACAGGCCGAAAGGGGAGAUUCCACUGUGUGUUCUUUCAGGGGUGUACACCUCAUGGUACAUUGCACAGGUGUGUAAGAUGUAAGUUGCACUGCGACAUUAAAAAAGGAACAUAUUGCUCUUUUUCAAGGAUAAUAUUAGCUUACUGUUAUUCUGUACAUUAAACUGACUAAAGAUGAUAUUAAAAAAAGAGAGAAAAUUACAUUUAUUCUUCCUAAAGUAGCCUUUUUUGGUUUCAUAUAUAUGAAUAUAUAUUACAAAAAAUACAGAUUGUAAACUUAAGUUGUUAAACUUUGACUUCAAUAAACUGA
Molecule: messenger RNA, 6164 nt
Organism: Cheilinus undulatus (humphead wrasse)
Lineage: Eukaryota; Metazoa; Chordata; Actinopteri; Labriformes; Labridae
Product: connector enhancer of kinase suppressor of ras 2
Exons: 24
Coding region: 186-3470 (1094 amino acids)
Biological process (GO): regulation of signal transduction
Cellular component (GO): cytoplasm; membrane
Molecular function (GO): protein binding
Source: RefSeq, a predicted model, not a curated record